Molecule: messenger RNA, 1299 nt
Organism: Thalassophryne amazonica
Lineage: Eukaryota; Metazoa; Chordata; Actinopteri; Batrachoidiformes; Batrachoididae
Gene: oprd1a
Product: opioid receptor, delta 1a
Exons: 3
Coding region: 57-1175 (372 amino acids)
Biological process (GO): neuropeptide signaling pathway; G protein-coupled opioid receptor signaling pathway
Cellular component (GO): membrane; neuron projection
Molecular function (GO): G protein-coupled enkephalin receptor activity; neuropeptide binding
Source: RefSeq, a predicted model, not a curated record
CUGUCCGUAAUUUGGAACAUUUCAGCACGGCAGCGGGUGGACAGCUCCGCCGCGGCAUGGAGCCCUACACGGAGCCCGGAGCCCGGUUGGCCCUCUCUGAUCUCUACUCCGUCAUCCCCUUUAACGUCACCUUCCCGGACGAGGACCGGCUGCAGAACUACACCGGCUCCGGCAGCUCCCCCAGGAGCGCGUGGGAUAUCAUCAUAGCCAUCUCCAUCACGGCUCUCUACUCCGUCAUCUGCGUGGUGGGACUGCUGGGUAACAUCCUGGUCAUGUACGGGGUGAUCAGAUAUACCAAGAUGAAGACAGCAACAAACAUCUACAUCUUCAACUUGGCUCUGGCUGACGCUUUGGCCACCAGCACGCUGCCCUUCCAGAGUGCCAAAUAUCUCAUGAGUACCUGGCCAUUCGGGGAGGUCCUGUGUAAGCUCAUUAUUGCCAUCGACUACUACAACAUGUUCACAAGCAUCUUCACUCUCACCAUGAUGAGUGUGGACCGCUACAUCGCCGUGUGCCACCCGGUCAGAGCGCUGGAGUUUCGAACGCCGGUGAAGGCUAAGAUGAUCAACGUGCUGAUCUGGGUGCUGUCGUCAGCAAUCGGAGUACCAAUAAUGAUCAUGGCUGUAACCAAAGUGGCCGAAAAUGGUAAAAUCUUCUGCGCACUCAAAUUUCCUGAUCCUGAUUGGUACUGGGACACGGUGACAAAGAUCUGUGUCUUCAUCUUUGCAUUUGUGUUUCCUGUGUUGGUCAUCACCAUCUGUUACGGCCUGAUGAUCCUACGUCUGAGGAGCGUUCGUCUGCUGUCCGGAUCCAAGGAGAAAGACCGCAAUAUGCGGCGCAUCACACGCAUGGUCCUGGUGGUCGUAGCAGCCUUCAUUAUCUGCUGGACCCCCAUCCACAUUUUCAUCAUCGUGAAGACGAUGGUGGAGAUCGACAAAAAGAACCCUUUUGUGAUAGCCAGCUGGCACCUGUGCAUCGCCUUAGGAUACACCAACAGCAGCCUCAACCCCGUCCUCUACGCAUUCUUGGAUGAAAACUUUAAGCGAUGCUUCAGAGAUUUCUGCCUUCCAUGCCGGACCCAUGUGGACCACAACAGUCUCAACAGAGGUCGCAACACUACGAGGGAGCCAGUAUCGAUUUGCGCUCCAUCAGAAGCAGGGAAGAAGCCGGCAUGACUAGGCAUGGACAGGAUCCCCAGGGGCUCUCAUGCCAGGCGGAUCCAGCAGGACCUACAGUCAGAGGUCACCCAGAUCUCCACAACUGAGUUUUAAUAAGAAGGCUCAAUGGUGCAGAUUCAAA